Molecule: messenger RNA, 1944 nt
Organism: Gilbertella persicaria
Lineage: Eukaryota; Fungi; Mucoromycota; Mucoromycetes; Mucorales; Choanephoraceae
Product: natural resistance-associated macrophage protein-domain-containing protein
Exons: 4
Coding region: 33-1829 (598 amino acids)
Biological process (GO): iron ion transport; intracellular manganese ion homeostasis
Cellular component (GO): membrane
Molecular function (GO): manganese ion transmembrane transporter activity; cadmium ion transmembrane transporter activity
Source: RefSeq, a predicted model, not a curated record
CCUCCCUUUUUUUUUUUUGGCUAUUAUCAAGAAUGAUACAAAAAGUCAAAAAGUAUUUCAAAACCCUAGGGAAAUUCAUUGGCCCAGGAUUUAUGAUUGCUGUUGGCUACUUGGAUCCAGGAAAUUGGGCAACAGACAUGGAAGGAGGGUCUUCUUUUGGUUACCGGUUACUUUUUAUUAUUUUGAUCUCCAAUAUCAUUGCUGUCUUUUUACAAAAUCUGACUAUCCGACUUGGUACCAUUGCUGGCCUUGAUUUAGCAGCUGCAUCACGAAAAUAUUUCCAUCGUUACCUCAAUUUCUUUUUGUAUGUUUUAGCAGAAAUUGCUAUUAUUGCAACUGAUAUUGCUGAAGUCAUUGGCUCUGCCAUCGCCCUUAAUUUAUUGUUUCCUCAACUACCUUUACCAGCUGGCGUUGCAAUCACAGCAGUCGACGUAUUUAUCAUUCUUUUGUUUUAUAACGAGGAAGCCGAUGAUCCCGAUUCUCCCAGCUCAGACUCCGCUUCUCUUAAAAUGAUCCGGUUCUUUGAAAUGUUUGUUAUGAUGCUUGUAUCGGCUGUUGGUAUUUGCUUCAUUAUCGAACUAGCCUAUUCUGAUAUUGUUGCUGUGGAUGUAUUUAAGGGAUACUUGCCAACCAAAGAAAUCUUCACUGAUCCAGAUAUUCUUUAUGUUGCCAUUGGCAUCAUUGGUGCAACAGUCAUGCCACAUAACUUGUAUCUUCAUAGUUUUAUUGUUCAAGCACGUUGUCGUGAAUGGCGGUCUUCAAGGCCUCACGUUGUCCAACAAGGAGACCAUUGGCUUAUCAAAACUGACCCAUUUCGUACAGACAUCAAAGAAACAGUCCAAGAAGACUACAACGAAAAAUCGCAUACCAUCGUUGCUGUGGACUCUGCUUCAUCUUGUGUUUCUCGCACAGGCGGUCUGAACCUUGAGGCCAUGCGUAGCUUUCUUGAUAGUUCUUUGAAAUGUAACUUGCAUUAUGGGUUUAUUGAUCUGGUUGUUGCUCUCACGUUUGCCUUUUUCGUUAAUUCUGCUAUUCUUGUGGUUGCUUCAGCUAACUUUUAUUAUGGGCCUAACAAUCAACAACAACAAGUAGAAGAUUUGUUUAGUGCACAUGCCCUUUUGAAGCAAUAUUUAGGUCCCCCUGCUGCUAUCGUGUUUGCGCUUGCUUUAUUGUGUGCAGGCCAAUCCAGUACAUUGACGGCUACUCUAGCUGGUCAAGUGAUCAUGAGCGGGUUUUUAGGCAUGACGACGAGACCUUGGAUACGACGUAUCGUUACACGAUUGAUUGCUAUCAUUCCUGCCAUGAUAGCAGCUUGUGUUGCUGGUCGUUCAGGUUUAAGUAACAUGCUUGUGGCAAGCCAAGUAGCACUUAGUAUUCAAUUACCUUUUGCUGUUGUUCCUCUUGUCUAUUUUACUGCUAAAAAGAAAGCCAUGAAACUCGAUCUGGUAGUUGAAGCCAAGGACAUGAACCCUGAGCCUGUCUCUAUGACUCAACAAAGUAAAAUGUCUUUUAUCGACCGUACUUUUGCUCGCUUGCGAUUUUCCAACUCCAAAUCAGAUUGGAUUCGAUUCCCUCAAUUCAGUAAAAUCAAUAUGGGUGUUAUUAAAAAUUAUUGCGUUCGACAAGACAAUACACUGUCCACAGAAGACAAACAAGAAGGCACAAGCACACCGCCCAGUACUAUAAAACCUUUGGGUAUACUUGGACAUUGGCCUGAGCCUCUGACUUAUCCUAAUGGAUGGAUAUCGAAUAUCAUUGCUAUUUUGAUCUCUUUAUUACUGAUUGGUCUCAAUAGUUAUCUUGUUGUAUCAUUAUUUUUACAGAUCUAAUACCCCCCCCCCUCUCUCUUUUUCUUUCACUCCUUAUUGUGCACAUAUACAUAAAACCUUACAUUCAUGUUGUACCUUUUUCCGUCUCAUAAAAAAAAAUAAGCGGGAGUUAAAC